Symbiodinium sp. CCMP2456 is the source of this 911-nucleotide messenger RNA. NCBI's taxonomy places the organism in Eukaryota, Dinophyceae, Suessiales, Symbiodiniaceae. The record is from the annotation of a GenBank genome assembly.
GAAGACGAUUCCUGGGCGAUUUGGACUGCAUCGUAUUUGAACAUCCCAGUUGUCCUUGUGAGGGACGAGGAAGAAGCAGUGGAUCGGCCUGCGACGGCCGCCGAGGCUUCAGCAGAGGAUCGGCCUGUUACGGCCACCGAGGUUGCAGCAGAGGAUCUGACGGUUACGGCCACCGAGGAUUUCGCUACAGAGGACGCUAUUCGAAGCGUCGAGGAAUCUGCUGGCUAUAGCACCGUCCCAGUCACAGCCGUAUGGUCCAGCGCCUACAGCAAGGUCAUCAGGUGCCGCUACUGCUGGAUCCUCGUUGCUGGCAUUUUAAGAGCUGUGCCAAAGCGUGGCCCCUACACCUUUGUAGGGCGACGCGUGGCAGCGCGACCUGCCGACGUAGCGUCGGACGCUACUAUGGCAGGGUCAGGAGUGAGCCAAGCAGCUCCUCCGGAGUCUGCGUAUGCGGAGCCUGUUCCGCAUCGAUUGCAGCUCUUCGCUCCGAGCGGCAGAAGGCUCACCGGCCGAGGGUUGGAGCUUCGGAAUCGCCUAAUACCUAUGCUUUACGGUGGCGAAGAAGAAGCGGCCGAAACACCACAAGCAUAUCCAAUGCUGGGAGGCCCGGAUUCUGUGGACGACUACAGCGACCCUAUGCCUCCAGAGACACCGACGAUCUUUGGAAGGGAGUAUGCAGUGACUGCUACCACAUAUCCUCAGCGACUGCACAAUGUGGCUGUGGAAGCGGCUCCUCUAUUUAUGGAACGUGGUACGCUUACCGAGGACUUGGUCGAGCGCUCCGAAAGGAGGCGAUUGCAGUUUCAAAUCGCCUCGGUCUACUGGUUCUGUGGAAUCCAGCGGGGCGAAGUCGUGGACCUUCUUCGAAACCCCGAAUCACCGCUGAGCCUCGAAGAGGUGUUAGCGUACAA